AUGCCUCCGAAACAGACGACGAAGGCUGCCGUGGAUGUCACGCUUCCGGAUGACCUCUCAACGGACCCGAUCACCACGCUGUCUCCUGAUGGGGAUGGGGCUGAGAAGCAAGGAUCGGACAUCACGAUUAACGCUCCGUCAGCCACGGACAUUGCUGCUGGGAUCAUCAAGGAAUCGGCCACUACGGCUGCUGCUGUUGCUGGUGGAUCUGGGCUGACGGUGGAAGAGAAGAGUCAGGACAAUCAGGCUCCUACCACCGUGAAUGACGAGUUCGUGGAAGAUGAUGAGGAUGAAGAGCUGGAAAUCGACAUCGCCAAGGAAGAUGCUUUCCGUCUACGCUAUACUGCAAUCUUACUCAUUCCAAUGGUGCUUUCACAGGAGAUUAAGGCCAUCAUUGCUGCAGUCCGACUUCUGAUGAUGAAAGUCUGGAGCUCGUCCUUGACAGAGAAUGCUGGGGUUACGGCGAACAUACAAGAGAUGACACCUGGUUUCGUUGCGAAGACGCGUUUCCGCCGGCUUCAGAUCUCCUUCCUGGAUGAGCGGGAUGCGCAUCACAUCAAGUUUCACGUUUUUGAGUACCAGAAGGCGAAUGCUCCGGCGAUCAAGUGCAUCUGGCAGCAUACGGAGGAUGCUACAUACCUUAAGGAGAAAGCAGCUCGUCCUCUUGCUAUUGAAGUGAUUUUCCGCCGUGUGCCUGCUAACAUUGUUCCGGAUGUUUUGAAGGACCUGGUCGUUCGCUUCGAGCUGAAGAUGCCUUCUUCUCUGCGCACCUCCGCUCUUGUCACCCCCAUACUGAAAGACCCGUCCAUUGCUCUCAUCUCGACCGGCAGCAACCGCGAAGAAUGGAUCUACACGCAAGUGUGCUGCGGGAAAGCGAAGGGAAAAACUUUCUUGGCUGCUGCGGAUCACAUCAUAUCUGCGACUCACUUGCUGAACCAGGAGAAGCUGGGUACUGCUACAAAAGCCUCUAUGGACAAGACCAACCUUGCCGAUCUGAAGAAAGAUUACAACUUCUAA
Messenger RNA from Closterium sp. Naga37s-1, 1017 nucleotides. The record is from the annotation of a GenBank genome assembly. Lineage: Eukaryota; Viridiplantae; Streptophyta; Zygnematophyceae; Desmidiales; Closteriaceae.